AUCAGUCAUGAGUGUAAGUAGUAUGACAUUUCAGCCUUUGCGUAUGGAAGAAUGAAGAAAGUCAUUUUUCAUAUACAUGAUCAGCUCUUUGCUUCAUUAUCAUAAAUAUAACUAAAUCAGAAUAUCAAGGUGGCAGAUAAGAUAUUCUUUUAUUUCAUCAGACUUGUAGAAAAUAUUUGCUUUUUCUCAAAAGCAAAGUAACAGCUUUUGCAAAAGUUAAUCUUACAUUAUAUAUAUCCAAAAAAUACCCCUCUAGUAAUUACUCAUAUUUUAUGUUGCUAUCUUCAUAUUUUACCUGUAAUUUUAUAUUUUUUUCUCACCAUUUUUACCAGAGCAAAAGCAGAUCAGAAGGCAACAAUGGAAAACCAUACAGCAGUGACAGUGUUUAUCUUAGUAGGAUUGACAGAGGACCCAAAAUUGAAGAUCGUGCUAUUUAUCUUCCUGCUUCUCACCUACUUGCUAAGCAUCACAGGCAACUUGACCAUCAUUACCCUCACUUUGCUGGAUUCUCAUCUCAAGACCCCUAUGUAUUUCUUUCUUCGAAAUUUUUCCUUCUUAGAAAUUUCUUAUACAACAGUCUGUAUCCCAAAAUUGCUUGUUAGCAUGGCAACUGGUGACAGAACCAUUUCCUAUAACUGUUGUGCAGCUCAGUUAUUUUUUGCCUUCCUUCUUGGUGCAUCUGAAUUUUAUCUCCUGGCUGCCAUGUCCUAUGAUCGUUAUGUUGCCAUCUGUAAGCCCCUGCAUUAUACUACCAUCAUGAGCAACAAAAUCUGUACCCAGCUAGUCCUUAGCUCUUGGAUGGCUGGUUUUCUCAUCAUUUUUCCAGGGCUCAUUUUAGGCUUAGGCCUGGAUUUCUGUGACUCCAAUAUCAUUGAUCAUUUCUACUGUGACACUGCUCCUCUCCUGCAAAUCUCUUGCACAGAUACACAUUUGUUAGAAAUGAUGAGUUUUGUCUUAGCUUUGGUGACUCUCCUGAUCACUUUGGUGUUAGUGAUUCUAUCAUACACAUAUAUUGCCCUGACAAUUUUGAAAAUUCCUUCUACCAACCAGAGAAAAAAGGCCUUUUCUACUUGUUCUUCCCACAUGAUUGUCAUCUCCCUCUCAUAUGGCAGCUGCAUUUUUAUGUACAUUAAACCCUCGGUCAAACAGAGGAUAUCCUUAGUGAAGGGAGUUGCCAUUCUCAAUACCUCCGUUGCCCCACUUUUGAACCCUUUUAUUUAUACUCUAAGGAACCGGCAGGUGAAGCAGGCAUUUAAGAACUUGCUACAAAGAGUUCUGUCUUUAUUCAAGUAA
Molecule: messenger RNA, 1293 nt
Organism: Sus scrofa (pig)
Lineage: Eukaryota; Metazoa; Chordata; Mammalia; Artiodactyla; Suidae
Product: olfactory receptor 6C74-like
Biological process (GO): G protein-coupled receptor signaling pathway
Cellular component (GO): membrane
Molecular function (GO): G protein-coupled receptor activity; olfactory receptor activity
Source: RefSeq, a predicted model, not a curated record